AUGUCUAUAUCAGGUGUUGUUAGAUUAGGAAAACCAUCGAGAAAAGCUAUCUUUUCAAUGACCGACUCAGCUGUAAAUAAAAUUAGAGAGUUAAUGAAACAAGAAGGAAAAGAGAACUUUUUAGGUAUGAAACUCGGUGUCAAACAAAAAGGUUGUUCAGGUUUAGCAUAUACUCUAGAUUUCACAAACCAACCACCCAAUAAACUAGAUGAAGUUGUAACCGAUAAAGGUGUAACAGUAGUUGUAGAUUCUAAAGCAUUAAUGUCAGUGAUAGGCACUGAAAUGGAUUACAUAGAAGAACCUAUAAAGAAAGAGUUUAUAUUCAUCAAUCCUAAUGCAACCAAUACUUGUGGUUGUGGUGAAUCAUUCACCGUCAAAGACCCAGUCAUACAAUUUGCAAAUAAAUCCGAUCCUGCAAGAAAUUAA
Molecule: messenger RNA, 426 nt
Organism: Heterostelium album PN500
Lineage: Eukaryota; Evosea; Eumycetozoa; Acytosteliales; Acytosteliaceae
Gene: isca1
Product: HesB/IscA family protein
Exons: 3
Coding region: 1-426 (141 amino acids)
Biological process (GO): iron-sulfur cluster assembly
Cellular component (GO): mitochondrion; cytoplasm
Molecular function (GO): 2 iron, 2 sulfur cluster binding
Source: RefSeq, a predicted model, not a curated record